This is a messenger RNA of Phialemonium atrogriseum, 564 nucleotides long. RefSeq lists its product as uncharacterized. Lineage: Eukaryota; Fungi; Ascomycota; Sordariomycetes; Cephalothecales; Cephalothecaceae. The coding region runs from base 1 to 564 and encodes 187 amino acids. The record is from RefSeq and is a predicted model, not a curated record. The transcript is spliced from 4 exons.
AUGCCACAUUCUGAUCGUGAAUUCCGCAAGAAUGUGGAGUACCAAGAUGGCAGACCGACCCCAUGGGGCGGGGACGAGUUGUUGUUCGAAGUGGUCACUCGCGCGGCGGGGGUUGGGAUCGCCACCUUGGACCGGAACUUCCGGACCCAGGAGGACCUAGUCGCCAAGCUCACCAAGAUCGCGGCUGAUCUCCUAGCAACCUAUCAGCCAGCGACUACACUACCCUCCAGCGCCCUGCACACGACAGUCGUGUCGGAGAGCAAGGUGUUCUCCAAGACCAAGACCUAUGCCGAGAUCGUCGAGGUGCUGGCGAAGCUGCUGGCGGCAGGAUCGGACGAUGGAAUUAUCCUCUCGGACGUGGAAGUCAAGGAUGGCGUGCGCGCCAUGAGCAGGCAGUGGUACGUCGGCAUAGGGGAGCCCGGACAGACGGCCUUUGCACCAUACACCGGUAAUGGCUGCAACCCCGGCCGACACCCGACGGUAUCAAAGGCGGUCGGAGCACCCGAAUGUGGGCAGAGGGGUCUUCGCGGUUGGCGUAUCGAGAUUGAAGCGCUUGACAAGUAG